AACUGGACAGGUACCUCUAAGUCUGGGGUGCAGUACCAGGGCCAUGGGGAGAUCCCCAAUUUUUCUGAUGAAAAUAGAGUGGAUGAAGUGGAGAUUAGUGUGAGCCCUGCCAAGGAUGAGCCUGACACAAAUCUCGUGGCCUUAAUGAAGGAAGAAGGGGUGAAACUUCUAAGAGAAGCAAUGGGAAUGUACAGCAGCGCCUUCAAAACAGACUGCACGCAGGGUAUGAUCUUGCCUACAAUGAAUGGACAGUCAGUAGACCCAGUCGGGCAGCCAGCACUGAAAACUGAGGAGUGCGAGGCCAAGCCUGCUCCUUCAAAAGCCCAGGCCAGACCUGUUGGUGUCAAAAUCCCCACUUGUAAGAACACCCUUAGAGAGAGCUUCCUGACCUCACCAGAGGAGCUCCAUAGAGUUUUUACCACCCAGGAGCUUGUUCGGGCCUUUACCCAUGCUCCUGCAAUGUUAGAAGCAGACAAAGGGGGCAAGUGUCACCUGGUAGAUGGCAAUGUCUCUGGAGAACUCACUGAUUUGAUCCCUGAGAAACAUAUUGUGAUGAAGUGGAGGUUUAAAUCGUGCCCAGAAGGGCACUUUGCCACCAUCACCUUGACCUUCAUUGACAAGAAUGGAGAGACUGAGCUGUGCAUGGAAGGCCGAGGCAUCCCUGCCCCAGAGGAGGAGAGGAAACAGCAGGACUGGCAGCGGUACUACUUUGAGGGCAUCAAACAGACCUUUGGCUAUGGCUCACGCUUAUUUUAG
Mesoplodon densirostris (Blainville's beaked whale) is the source of this 756-nucleotide messenger RNA. RefSeq names its product activator of 90 kDa heat shock protein ATPase homolog 1-like. Bases 145 to 756 code for a protein of 203 amino acids. The transcript is spliced from 2 exons. Lineage: Eukaryota; Metazoa; Chordata; Mammalia; Artiodactyla; Ziphiidae. The record is from RefSeq and is a predicted model, not a curated record.